UUUAUUAUUUUCAUAACAAAGAGUGAUGAAGGAUAUCUAGCCUGGCUUGAUGUCUCCAUUGGGCAACUUGCUGGUCAAUAUAACACAAAUUUGGGAAGACUAUCAGUUUUGACACAAAAUCCAUGGAAUGCUACCUUAUGUUUGGGACAUGCGAAGGGUGUAGUAUCAUUUUGGUCUCCGACAUCAAGAGAUCCCUUAGCCAAAAUGCUGUGCCAUAAAGCUCCUGUUAUUGCUGUCGAUAUAGAUCCCAGUGGAACGUAUAUGGCAACUUCUGCAACCAAUAGGGAGUUGAAAAUAUGGGAUGUACGAAAACUUGAAGGGCCUGUACAGGAAUAUAAACUCAUUCAAGCUGCAAAUAAUGUAGCAUUCUCUCAAAAGAAGAUGCUUGCACUUGGUAUGGGAAAUGUAGUAGAAAUAUAUAGGGAUUGUUGCCAGACAGCAGCAAAGAGGGCGUACCUCAAGCAUCGUUUUGUCACUCCAAUAAGCAACUUGAACUUUUGUCCCUAUGAAGAUGUGAUAGGUGUUACAACCUCUCGAGGUUUCACAAGUUUGUUGGUACCAGGGGCAGGAGAACCUAAUUUCGAUUCGAGGGAAGCAAAUCCAUUCCAAUCCAAGUCUCAGAGAAGAGAAGCUGAAGUGAAAUCUCUUCUUGAAAAGAUUCAACCUGAAAUGAUAACUUUGGACCCCACAUCUAUUGCUGAUGUAGAUAUACCAUCGCUGAGAGAAAAGAUUCAAGCAAAACAAAAACUAUUGUAUCUUAAACCGCCUAAAAUCAACUAUGAACCUAGAAAAAAAGCUAAGGGCAAAGGAGGUUCCGUUAAUAUGGCAAGAAAUAAAAAAAUUGUUCAAGAAGAAGCAAAGAAAGCGUUUAUUAAAAAUAAAAUUGAUGUGUUGGAAAAAGAACCAGAGAAGCGACCCAAACAAGCACAUGUAUUAGAUAGAUUUUUACCUAAGAAGAAAAUUACUAAAUAAAUUUGA
Molecule: messenger RNA, 978 nt
Organism: Leptinotarsa decemlineata (Colorado potato beetle)
Lineage: Eukaryota; Metazoa; Arthropoda; Insecta; Coleoptera; Chrysomelidae
Product: WD repeat-containing protein 46
Biological process (GO): maturation of SSU-rRNA from tricistronic rRNA transcript (SSU-rRNA, 5.8S rRNA, LSU-rRNA)
Cellular component (GO): nucleolus; small-subunit processome; 90S preribosome
Molecular function (GO): protein binding
Source: RefSeq, a predicted model, not a curated record